This is a messenger RNA of Clunio marinus, 198 nucleotides long. The record is from the annotation of a GenBank genome assembly. Lineage: Eukaryota; Metazoa; Arthropoda; Insecta; Diptera; Chironomidae.
AUGAGGAUUGCAGACAUCUCAAUUAAAAUUGGGAUAGUUUCCUGGCACUUGUUGACAACAUUUUUGUUGAAGCAAGCGAUUCAAAAUUCAUGGCAAUGCGUAGAAACAUAUUUGAGAUUUAUUUUAGGCAAAAUGCAUAAAAGAAACGACGCGCCAUGUCGCGGUCCAUUUUUCGAUAGCUUCGCUGUUGGUGAAUGA